CGUAGAUCACCGACAUAUUGUUUGUGAGGAGCAAAAUCGAGUGUUAAGAAUACAGCGUUGAUAAAACCAGUCAUCAAAGCGUAUAUAACUAAAGAAAGAACAAUGGAGCCUUCAGGAAGUCCUGCGAAGGAUAAUUUCAGGAUGAACCGCUACAAGAACAAAGCGCUUAACUUGGAGGAGAUGCGUCGGAGAAGAGAGGAGGAAGGCAUUCAGCUGAGGAAACAGAAACGAGAGCAACAGCUGUUUAAGAGAAGAAAUGUGGAGCUGCUGGGUGAAGAAGGGGGAAUGUUUGAAAGUCCUCUCAUGGAUUCCUACGUCUCCUCCACCACAGCCCAAGAUGGAGUAAUUACAAGAGACAUGGUUGAAAUGCUCUUCUCAGAAGACCCGGAACUACAGCUGGUCACGACACAGAGGUUCAGAAAACUACUUUCCAAAGAACCAAAUCCACCUAUUGAUGAAGUGAUCGGCACACCAGGAGUUGUGAAUAGGUUUGUUGAGUUCCUUCAGAAGAGUACAAAUUGCACAUUACAGUUCGAGGCCGCUUGGGCACUGACCAAUAUUGCAUCUGGAACAUCUCAGCAGACAAAGUUCGUGAUCGAGGCUGGUGCCGUGCCUGUCUUUAUUGAACUUCUCAACUCUGAUUUUGAAGAUGUUCAGGAGCAGGCUGUUUGGGCUUUAGGGAACAUUGCGGGAGACAGUGCUGUGUGCAGAGAUUAUGUGCUAAACUGUAAUAUCCUCCCACCUCUACUAAUGCUGCUGACCAAAUCAACUCGUCUCACAAUGACCAGGAAUGCUGUGUGGGCCUUGUCCAACCUCUGCAGAGGCAAAAGUCCACCCCCUGACUUUGAGAAGGUGUCUCCAUGCCUGCCUGUUCUGUCCCGUCUUUUGUUCAGCAGUGAUUCAGACCUGCUGGCUGAUGCCUGUUGGGCUCUCUCUUAUCUCUCUGAUGGGCCCAAUGAGAAGAUCCAGGCAGUAAUUGAUUCAGGGGUCUGCCGGAGGCUGGUGGAGCUGCUCAUGCACUCCGAUUACAAGGUGGCCUCUCCUUCUCUGAGGGCUGUUGGAAACAUUGUUACGGGAGAUGACAUUCAGACCCAGGUGGUGUUGAACUGCUCCGCUCUGCCGUGCCUCCUGCACCUGCUCAGUAGCGCCAAGGAAUCCAUCAGGAAGGAGGCCUGCUGGACCAUCUCCAACAUCACAGCAGGAAACAGAGCACAGAUUCAGGCCGUAAUAGAUGCAAACAUCUUUCCGGUAUUGAUAGAAAUCCUGCAAAAGGCAGAAUUCCGCACCAGGAAGGAAGCUGCGUGGGGGAUCACUAAUGCCACGUCAGGUGGCACACCCGAGCAGAUCAGGUAUCUGGUGAAUUUGGGCUGCAUUAAACCUCUCUGUGAUCUGUUGACUGUGAUGGACUCUAAGAUCGUGCUGGUGGCUUUGAACGGUCUGGAGAAUAUUCUCAGACUAGGCGAGCAGGAGGCCAAACAGAACGGCAGUGGACUCAACCCUUACUGUAGUCUCAUAGAAGAAGCCUAUGGUUUGGACAAAAUCGAGUUCCUUCAGAGUCACGAAAACCAGGAGAUCUAUCAGAAAGCCUUUGACCUCAUCGAGCAUUACUUUGGAGUGGAGGAAGAGGAUGCUAAUCUGGUUCCACAGGUGGAUGAGAACCAGCAGCAGUUCCUUUUCCCCCAGCAGGAAGCCCCGAUGGAGGGCUUCCAGUUAUAACCAGCCUUCAGACUCUUCCCAGCCGCCCACUGACCUUUACACCCUUUCCUGCACCCCAUACCCGGUACUAAAAAAACAUACAUCGGAGACACUCAGAGCGCAGACACUUGACAUAUGGGUGAACCGAAUUAAUCUACCCCUGAUCCAGACUGAUUCAUUUAAUUCUGUUUAAUGCAGGGGAAACGUAUUCACUAUCCCGUCACACCUAAGAGAAAGCCCAAUUUUAGUUUCCUUCAUUGUUUUUUCUUUCCCCGUCUCAAUGAUGCAGCUAAAUAAUCAUCCCCUCAGGUAGAAAUUGUGACGCUGUGUCGUUUUUUUUUUCUUCUAAUAAGGAGAGGUUUGCUUCAGUUUUCACUGAAAGAUGAGAGAAUUGUUUGCUCAUCUAAUCACAAUCAGAAAAUUACAGACUUUCAUCAGAUGUUGCAACAUAGGAUUACUUGCCUUUUUCUUCAUUAUUCAUAUUCUGGUCAUUAAAUAAGGCAUUUGAUAAGGCCAUGCUUCAUAGGAGAAACAUCUGCAGAUAAAAGAGUUAUUUCAAGCCAAACUGAAAAAUCUGUCAUUUACUCUCGCUCAUUGUUCAAUUUUGUUUCACAAAGGAUGAAGUAUUUAAUGGAAUCUGACAGAUUUUUGAGUGUUUGUUCUUCUAGGAUGCUUCAAAACCUUCACAAAGAGUUCAAAAAAGAAAUCGAUAUGUAUAAAGUUAAGGUCUUCUGAAGAGAUUUAAAGGGAUAAUUCACUCAAAAAUGACAAUGCAGUCUUAUUUACUCAGUGAAAUCAUUAGGAGUUUCUUUCUUUUGUUAAACAAUGAUGAUAUUUUGAAGAACACUGUUAACCUGUAACCAUUGACUUCCAUAGUAUUUGUUUGUCCUACUAUGGAUGUCAAUAGUGAUCAGUUUGCUUCAAAAUGAUCCUCUGUUGUGUUCAACAGGAGAAACUUCUUAGGGUUUGGAACCACUUGAGGCUGAGUAAAUACAUUUUUAGUGUGAACUAUCCAUUUAAUUUAGGCUUUUAUUCAUAUAAUCACUGUCAAAAAAGCUCAAAUCAAUCAAAAAAGGUCAAGUUUACAUGGCUGAUCAGUAUAUAAAUAUGUAAAUAAGAGUAUAAAACACAUGUUAGCCAUUUAAAGUAAUAACUUUGCUUCAAAAGAUGCUCGUUUACUCGCAAGAUAUUUAAUUAUACAUCAAAAGCUAAUUUUUUGAUAUCUUUAUGAACAUUUUGAAGUGUCAAGACAUUUUAUGCGAAUGGAGGGAUAAAAAUUGGUCAGAUUUCAUAAAAAAAAAAAAAAUCUUUAUUUGCAUUAGGGUUGUCAUGAUACUGGAGCUUUAAAAACGUCCAUUUCCCACUGACAUUAUGCGCUUCUGAGCACAGUCUUAAACAGCGCUGAUUUGCUGUAAUGUUCACAUGCUCAACAGAAAUGACUGUGAUUGGCCGUGAAGGUCAUCAGUUCACCGAACUCGCUGUUGCUUACGGAGCGUAACAACAGAUGUAGGGACACUGGAGUGUUUUAAAGUCACAUCGUUCAGCUGGUUUGUUUAUAAUCUGACAUACAAGCGAUCCGCUGAUGAAUCGCUGCUUUAAAACACUCCGGUGUCCCUAUAUCUGUGGUUACACUCAGUAAACAGCGGUGAGUUUGGUGAACUGAUGAUCUUCACGGCCAAUCACAGUCAUUUCUGUUGAGCAUGUGAACACAACGGCAAAUCAGUGCUGUUUAAGAACGUGCUCAGUUGCGCUUAAAUGCCAGCGGGAAAUGGACGCUUUUAAAACGUUGGUGUCGAAUUCCAUUAUCGUGAAAACCCUUAUCUGCAUUCUGAAUGUUGAGUAGAUAAUGACGAUUUUCAUAUUGGAGUGAACAAACUCUUCAAAGGAUAUCUAGAGUUGUUUCACCUCUCUUAGUAUUAGCAUUCAUUAGCGUCUUCAUUUCAGAACGUGCUGGGUGGGAGUGAAAACUGAUAUUUAUAUUUGACAAGGUGGGUGGUGUUGAUAAUCCAGGUAAAGUACUCAAACAGUAUCCUAACAGAAGUCAUUACUGUUGACACACAAUCACAAAUGACUGGUGAAGUGAGCUCGUUUAGUAAAGAUAAUGCCCAGUUUUUCUUUUGCCCUUUUGUUUUUACCAGUCAGAGGUGACAUAUCUAGUUGUAGGAUGUUCGUGGUGUGCAGUGUUAUCAAAAUCUUUUGAUUUAAAAGGCUUUAACUUUGAAAUGCGAUUUAGGGGAAUAAGCACAUAUCUGAGGGCCAGGUUGAUGCACUUGACGGAGUCUUAAUUUUGCUGUUUAGUUUUUCCAUUAUUAAUUGAAGCACCGGGUGGUUCGGGGUUUUUUUUGCUCGUGCAGCCCUCAGUAUGUGCAUGUUGGGGUUUUGCAUGGUGUUCUGUUGGUAUCCCUUGCCAGAUCUUCAUUUAACAAUUAGCUUGCGUUCAUUAGUUGGAAGUAGUUACGUUUUCUGUAGGUAUGGCAAGGAAUAUGUAUUUAAAUAAUGAAAUAUAUGGGCGAUUUAAAAAAAAAUAUAUAUAUAUAGAUAUUUAAAUAUAGAUAUUGUUAUAUUUGCACACACUUUGCACACAUGCAUACAAAACCAGCAUACACUUCAUAAGCAUGCACACAAACUAAUUGGCAUAAAACCAAGGGGGAAAUGACUUCCAUAAUCUCUGUUUCUUAUGUACGUUCAUGACUUGUUCUGGCACUUUUUAAGUUGACGCACUAAAAGCUUCAACAACAAACACACACGAACACGCACUCGAGUUUGUUGACUGCUGUGGAUUUCAGAUUGAGGGCAUGAAAAGUUUUGAAUAUUAACCUCUCGCUCUUCGAAACGUACUGUGGUUUACUUUGGAACCGUGAGUGAUCGUUUCAAGUCAUUAUGGAAGCAUUUUUCCUCUACCUCCAUAACACACUGACCGAAGGGUGCUUCUCUGAGUGAAUGUGCGAGGGUCAUUUGAUUUAGGAUGGGCUGGUAAACAUAGUAAGACAACGACUGACGGAUGAUGUGGGGAAACGAUGCAAAGCUUAAAUCUCUGUUUAGCAUCCGUUUUUAACAGGGCAGCAUCCUGUGUUUGGUAGAUUGGUGUUUUGGUUGACUGAUAUCUAGAAGUUGUACUUUCGAUACAUGUCAAUCCGAUGCGAUUCCCGACAAACCGAAUGGAGGCUUCCAUGCUUAAAGGGAUUGUUCAGCCAAAAAUGAAAAUUCUGUCAUCGAUUAGUUAAAUUUUUCUGUUGAACACAAAGAACGAUACGAUGGAAAAAAACAGCCGUUGACUUUUUCUUUAUGUUCUUAUUAUUGAUGUUAGUCGCUGCUUUUUUUCACCAGCAUUCUUCUGAAUGUAUUGUUUUGUGUUCAACAGAAAAAGAUUUACUUAAGAACUACUCGAGUAAAUGGCGAGGAAAUCUUCAUUUUGGGGUGAAUAUUUCUUUUAGAACUUGAGUUGAACGCUUCAAAAAUACCUCUGGUGUGCUUUAACAUCAGUAUUCAAGUUGAAUUUCAUACUGUGUGACAUUUGCAGGAUUGAGAAUGCUGCAUUUCAGAUAUUUCGGGAGAAUAUAUUGGGUAAGGAGGGGAAAGCUAUGCUUAUAAAAUAUAUCUAAUGGUCUACAAGACCACCAGGUGGAUUCAUACGUCGAUCAAAAAGAAAAGAAAUUAUCUCUUAAUGGAAAUGCACUCCUAUUCACAAAAGUGCCAAUCAGACCAACAAAGACAAGAGGCUGAUGCGUAUCGAUCUGUCUUUGAAUUAUUAUUUUUCCUUUUUUUGUUUACUUGAAUGUGCACACAUUUUGUGCAAAACAAUUGCUGCUCUGUUUUCUUAUCUUACAAAUUAAAGGUUACAUUGUCCGCCACCGUUCGUGAUGGUCUAUUUGUACACCAAAUUGGUAAAGUCAAAGGUAUAAAGAUUCAAAUCCGUAAUUUAUUGUGCUGGAUUGAUUAAUACUUUUAACCAAGGCCAAUGUUGAAAUACUGUCUCAGUUUGUACUGUUUGCUUAGCUUGUGUUCAUUUUGGACCUUGUUGUUUUUGGCGUAGAGGAUGCUAACGAUUGAAGGAGAGAAACUAUUUUCUUGAGUGUUUUGUUUAUGAGCUCAAUUUAGCUGACCAUGUAGACCCAAGUUUUGUUGUUUCAAGUCCCAACUUUUCCUCCUGUAACCAAACCAAUUGUAGCACAGCGAAUCCAAAUCAGUUUAGGCCUCUUUUUGCAGACAUUUUGUUCUCAUUUAAGGCUUUUUUUUAAAAAAAAGAAAACAAACAAAUCUGAGUGUCAUACGAUCUGUGUAUCUUGCAUUUAAAGCAGAAAUUUGAACUGUUAUAUUGGCACAAUUUAAAGUUGCAGUCUUGGCACUGUUCUUUACUCCUUAACUUCUGAGAAGUGCAGAAAACAAUAAAAAGAUAUUUAAGAAAAGGCCACAAAUACGUGAAAUUGGGUCUUUAUGGUCUUCCGUCCUAGAUCUUGUAGAUGUUGACAUUUUUGAGACUUUUUGUCUCUACUUUCGAACCUGAAGCCGACGCAUAUGGCUGUGUCUAGUAAUGCUGACUCACCUGUGUUUACAAUGCUACAUGUUUGUUGAGUACUUUUCAUAUACAAUAUUAAGACUUGCCCAGGUGGAUAUUGUGUCCUGGUUCGGUAAUUUCUUCUUUUCUUUUAAAUGUAUUUAUAUUUAAAUCUUUUUUUUUUUUUCUUCUCUGCAUAGAAUUGCCCGUACUGUGACUGACUUGACUUUACCGACGAUAUGAAUGAGUGACGGACACACAAACUGAACAUGUCACACAAACAUAUACAUGAACAAUUCUGAACAAAUGUUUAAGAUUUUUUUUUUGGUCCAGAUACAAAAUAAAAUGAUAAAACAAAAA
Messenger RNA from Danio aesculapii, 6550 nucleotides. RefSeq names its product karyopherin alpha 6 (importin alpha 7) (gene kpna6). The record is from RefSeq and is a predicted model, not a curated record. Gene Ontology annotation, molecular function: nuclear import signal receptor activity; protein binding. NCBI's taxonomy places the organism in Eukaryota, Metazoa, Chordata, Actinopteri, Cypriniformes, Danionidae. Gene Ontology annotation, cellular component: cytoplasm; nucleoplasm; nucleus. Bases 103 to 1716 code for a protein of 537 amino acids. The transcript has 14 exons. Gene Ontology annotation, biological process: NLS-bearing protein import into nucleus.